GUAAAGUGAGAGUGCCCGUGUGUUAUUCUGACGUACCAUCGCGAGUUGGUCUAUCAUGAAGCUGUCAGUAUUAUUACUGACCCUCGCAACUCUAUCGUCCUCAUCGGAAAUAUCAAGCGAUGAUUUUUUGAGACGAGCUGCCUCACAGUUAGAUCGUCUGUCAGUCUACAAACAGACAAAACGGGACACGAAGAACCAACUUGAGUCGAUUGCACAGUACGAGAGCUUACGUACUAUCACGAAUAAAAAUGACAAGAGAAAGGGAGAUAACUUUGAAAUAAAUUCGGACUUAGGUCAAGCUCAAGAGAUACUUCUUAACGAGGAUGCCAUGAGAAGGAUCGAUGAGCUUGCCACUAAUGCUUACAAGCUUUAUAACGACCCCAAUUACGAGGCAAUCAUGCGAGAGAGGAUAAAGAGAUCAGGUAGUGGAGAUUUUAUAUCUGGAAUUGCUGGUUCCGUAUUAAAUGGAGUUACUGGAUUAUCUGGAGGGUCCAGUAGUGGCAGCAGUGGUGGUGGUCAUGCCUACGACUCUUAUGGCGCACCCGUCCAACCUUACGAGAAGCCUUUCAGUAUCUGGGACUUCAAAAAAGCCAUUAUAAAUACCGUAAUCCAAGCGGUAAAAGCAAUAGCAGGUAGCGCUAUUGCGUUUAAAGGUCACCUGAUCAAAGGCGGCGGUUUCGUCGUUCAAACCGCCGGAAGAGUUAUUUCUUCAGGAGGCGAAGCCGCAGCUUCGUUAGGCUCCCAGUUGGCCAGUAGUGCACUCAUCGCCCAAUCUUCGCCGGUAGCUCACAGCCCUCCCACUGGAUACUCUUAUAAUCCACCUCAGCAACAUGAUUAUUCUUAUGACGGGCCUCCACCAAGUCAUGACUCGUACAAUUCACCCGAGAGUUAUAACAACGGCCAUUAUGACGCAGCCAACGACGGCCCAGGGAAUGAGGCAGGUUUGCUGUUAAUCAAACCAACAAAAUCAACUCAGCCAUUGCUACAUAACGAAGAUCCACGAAGUAAUGGCGAUAGUUAUCAACCCCAGCCUGAACACUCGGAUCCUCCAGGUCCACUGCCGCUUCAAGAAACUUCAACAAAAACCGCUCAAUUAACAAAACUUAUUGGACUGAUCACCGGAACUAUAGGAUCUCCAGUUCACUCUAAUAAUAAUCAUCACACAAAUAAUAAUAAUGAUAACUAUCAAGUAGAGCACAAAGAUCAAGAUCAACCUACUGCGCAUACUCACGCACUGAAUCACCCGAUCAGUUACCAAACCGGCCAUGACCAAAAUCAUCAAAGUUCCGGCCAGCCUCAAGUUGACUAUGGAAGUCCAGGAUAUCAAACAGCGUUAGCGCAUCAGCAAAUCCAGUCACUGAUAAAUCCGUAUCUCGGUGUGCCCAUAAACCCGCCGACAAGUUUCAAAGAUCAAAGUUUUGACUACGCGAUGUCUUCGGACGCCUUGAAAAUUCCGAUUCUCAAUCAAAAUAUUAAUAAUCACAAUGAAAUUGAUGCCUUGAUGGCAAUCGGGCCAACGGGAUAUGCGAACUCUAAUUUCGAAAUAGUCCCGAGUGUGCAGAUCGCCGAUUGGUCGAGGUCAAUUAUGAUUCCUAGGCUCAAAAAGUACCAACGUCGUCAUAUUUAUGAAAAUAGCGCUGAUAGAUUUAGAAAUAAAGCAUACAGUAACAAACGUUCGAAAAUAUAUUACAUGUUUUAAAGUAGGGGUAAGACUUUUUUUUUUAGGUGACAAUAUUUUUGCACACCUUAAAAUUUUUGUAACUUUUUCGAUUUUUCACUGUGAUGCGAAAUAAUUGUGCAAGAAAAAGUCUUUCUGAAUAAAUUGUCGGGGUUCUAGAUCGAUUUAGUUUGAUUAUUAUGCCGGAAAAUUGCAUCCGCAAGUCCGCAGUUUAUAAUGUUCGCAUGGACGGAAACGCAAUUUCAGUAAAAGUAUCCAAUUUUAUGACUUUAUUUUUUUCGCAUCGGCUUUAGGUCAGUGCAGAAUAUGACCUAGUAGCUUAUAAAUAUUUAAUUUGUUUAAUUAUUAUUAAUUAAUUAAUAUUUUUGUGUCAUUUUAGUUUUUUGAGGUGUGCAUUUUCAUGAAAUUAUUUAAAAUAAUUAGUAGCUUGAAUUUUUUUAAUAUUCGAAGUGUAAAAUUGAAAUUUUUUUGAAAUUUAUGUAAGGCAACAAAAAGAGGGCAAAAUGGAUGCAAUUAAAAAAUCAAAUUUUAAUUUCGUCUAUUUAAAAAAAACUAUAACUUUUGAAAUUUUCAAUUUAUCGAUUUAUAACAAAAAAUUUUUUUUGUAGCUAGUUAAAUUUUUUACAAAAUUGUCUUGAAACUUUUUUCUGUAAUACCAUAAUUUUGAGAGCAAUGCGUAAUUUUUUAUAAAAACUUAAAUUUAAUUUUACCGCCAAAACUAGAAAAGUGAAUUUUUGAAAUUUUUAAUUUUAAAAAAUUUCCUCUGGCUCCAUUUUUCCCUUUUUUUUAAGAAAUGAAAAUACAUUUAUAUUUAUAAUUAAUUAUAUGAAAUGUCAGAGUAGGAAGAUCGAGAUAAUCUCGGCACUGUAAAUAUAUGUAUAUUUUUAUUUUAAAAUACCGAAUUUAAUAUUA
Microplitis mediator is the source of this 2590-nucleotide messenger RNA. RefSeq lists its product as uncharacterized. Bases 56 to 1699 code for a protein of 547 amino acids. The transcript is spliced from 5 exons. The record is from RefSeq and is a predicted model, not a curated record. Lineage: Eukaryota; Metazoa; Arthropoda; Insecta; Hymenoptera; Braconidae.